AUGAAGGAGUCUGAGUCAGUGAAAGAGUACUCUAACAGACUUCUCAGCAUUGCCAACAAAGUGAGAUUGCUUGGUUUUGUGUUAAAUGAUUCCAGGAUCGUUGAAAAGUUGUUGGUCACUGUUCUAGAGAAGUGUGAAGCCACCAUUACUACUCUGGAGAACACCAAAGACCUGUCAAAGAUUUCUCUUACAAAGCUCUUGAAUGGUUUACAAAAACAAGAGCAAAGGAGAUCUAUGAGGCAAGAAGGGGUGAUUGAAGUUGCCUUACCUGUUAAGCAUCAAGACAAUCACAGAAGGAAAAAGGAGGAGGUUUCAAAAAAUUCUAUCUACCUUGCCACCAUUGUGAGAAGAAAGGUCAUCUACCAUACAAGUGCUGAAGAAGACCUGACGCCAAAUGUUCCAAAUGCAAUCAACUUGGACAUGAAGCUGUGA
Messenger RNA from Cucurbita moschata (crookneck pumpkin), 432 nucleotides. RefSeq lists its product as uncharacterized. The record is from RefSeq and is a predicted model, not a curated record. Bases 1 to 432 code for a protein of 143 amino acids. The transcript is spliced from 2 exons. NCBI's taxonomy places the organism in Eukaryota, Viridiplantae, Streptophyta, Magnoliopsida, Cucurbitales, Cucurbitaceae.